Mastomys coucha (southern multimammate mouse) is the source of this 3751-nucleotide messenger RNA. Its product is annotated as cytochrome b5 domain-containing protein 1. The transcript is spliced from 4 exons. The record is from RefSeq and is a predicted model, not a curated record. Bases 430 to 1116 code for a protein of 228 amino acids. Lineage: Eukaryota; Metazoa; Chordata; Mammalia; Rodentia; Muridae.
CCUACUAGGCUAUUAAAAGAAUAUCGCGAGAUCUUUACCUGCAAUUUCUUAAACAGCUUUUAGAAACGCCUGAGAUUUUGGUGAUUUAAAAACCCUCUAUUCUAGUCUCCUCGUCGAUAUUUUCUGUUACCCCCAACUCAUCUAGCCUACACUUCGUUAUGAAACGGACUGUCUUCAUUUCUUCUAAGAAUGAAUUCAACAACAGUAUGCUCCAGGCCGGGAUCCAGAAUGCUCCCGGUGAACGCGCGCAGCCCAAGCCCCGCCCUGCUGAUGUAUAGUUAACUCCAGAGGACGGUGGCCGGAAAAGGACAAUGGUUUCCAUGUCAGCGACAAACGCACUCCUGGUAGUUCUUGGACCUGAUAGUUUUAAGACUGCUGAGGAGCGAGAAAGUAGCUGAGGGAACCUGUGCCUCUCGUAGAACAGGAGCCAUGCCGCGCCGGGGCCUAGUGGCGGGGCCAGACUUUGAUCAUUUUCAGCGUCGCUAUUUCACGCCGUCAGAAGUAGCGGAACACAACCAGCCCGACAACCUAUGGGUGUCUUACCUGGGAUUUGUUUACAAUCUAACACCACUUGCACAGGAAUUCAAAGGGGAUCUACUGUUGAAACCCAUCCUGGAGGUUGCAGGCCAGGACAUUAGUCACUGGUUUGACCCAAAGACUAAAGACAUUCGCAAGCAUAUAGAUCCACUGACUGGUUGCAUGAGAUACCGCACCCCGCGGGGCCGCUUCGUGCAUAUCCCGCCUCCAUUGCCCCGUUCAGACUGGGCCAAUGAUUUCGGAAUACCCUGGUGGAAGGGGGUAAAUUACCAGGUGGGACGUCUGUCUGCUCGGACCCGGAACAUCCGCAUUAUUAACACUCUUACAACGCAGGAGCACACACUGCAGGUAGGGGCUCUGGAGUCAAUGUGGGAAAUCCUACACCGAUAUCUCCCCUAUAAUGCACAUGCUGCCAGCUACACAUGGAAAUACGAAGGGAAGAAUUUGAUCAUGGAUCAAACCCUGGAAGAAAAUGGGAUCCGGGAUGAAGAAGAGGAGUUUGACUACCUGAAUAUGGAUGGUACACUUCACACACCUGCCAUACUGCUCUACUUUAAUGAUGACCUCACAGAGCUAUAGGAAAGGAGAUGUGCAUGUAGAUUCAAGAUGUUUGAGUUUGCCUCUUUCUAUGCCUUGAGGAGAAGAGGUGUGGGUCUGUGGGGCCUGGGCCUACUCCUCUGUUCCCUUCUGGGAAUCAGCCCGUGGUUCUUGUGCCUUUCUGACAUGUAAGGGCCUUAUCCCUGGCUCUUUUGCACAUGAGUGAUUUGCUCAAAGAAUAUUAGAGGGGUUCUAGGAAAGAAUCCCAAUAAGAGAUCUAGAGUCUCUCGGGAGUGUGAGGAGGAAGUAAGGCUCAUGCAAAACUUUUUAGUAGUAAGAGAAAGACGCACGGGGAUGAAGGGAUGGAAGAAUUUUUAUGGCAAGGUUAAGAAUGAGGUGUUUGUAGGAAGGUGGGAUUUACAGAGUCAGGAUUUGGAAAUUAGCAUUACCAGCCAGUGGUGGAUGGUUGACUUCCUUUCUGAAGGUGUUUACUAGUUGGUGUCCCAGGAAAAGUGAAUGCAGUUAAUUUAGGAUUGAAAUUAUGCUGGAGUUUUAUGCUGUUCAGUACAGCUAUCCUAUAAAGUGAAUACAUUAAUGCUAUUUCAUAGGUAAUUCCUUAGGAAUUUACCAAGGCUCUGUAGCACAAGUGCACAUUGAUUAGUUGUAGUAGAGCCACAAUGCACAAACCUGCCCAACUCUGAAAGUCCGGCAUCUUUCAGUGUAAAGGAACAUUCUCAGUAGCUUUGCCUAGUGCUAGCAUCUCUGAUGGCUGCUCUCAGACCAUGUAUUUGGAAUGUGAGCUUGUCCUAGGCUUGUUUCAUGAUGAGGAAAUAUGAGCUAUUGUAUACUCAUGUUGAAAGGGAGUUAAGUAAGAGAGUACUCUAGGGGCAGAGGCAGAGAAGGCUAAAUUUCAUUCAAGCACUUUUUACUGAGGCUGCUUCCUGUUGAUAGCAUAAGAUCUCUCUCUGACUGUUCUGGUACAAGAAGAUAGAUAUUUACUGACUCCAGGAAAAACCAGAAUGGAGAAAGGGCCUAGAGAUCCAGACAUGGUAGUGAGGGACCCAAAAUGGGGGCACCUUCUUUUUCCAGUAGGCCUUGCCACUAACAGACAGCAAGAAAGACAGAGUUGAAUUUGUCAAAUGGUGACCCUAAAAGUGUUUUUUUGGGAUCAGAAAGAGGGGAGCUAAGAGAGGCAGACAGUUCUCAUGGUGACUGGCUACAUCUGAUUCCCUUUAUCCCUAACAGAGGAGGGGAAUUAAGACUAACUGACAUUGUGCCAGGUGUGGUGGCUUUACUCCCAGCACUGGGGAGGCAGAGACAGGUGGAUCACAUGAGUUCCAGGCUAGCCUGGUCUACAAAACAAGUUCCAGAACAGCCAGGGCUACAUAGAGAAAACCUGUCUCAAAACAAACAAAAGCAAAACAACAAUAUAGCAACUGGUCAGUGAACGUCCCUGCCACAGCAUCAGGCAAAUAGGAGUGUGCAUCUUCCCAGCUUGUGGCCUCUGGCUGCAGGGUAAGGUACCAUGACCCCCAUAAGACAUUGGGUGGGACGAAGUGAGUCUUCUGAGAAGGUGACUGUAGGAAGCACGAACAAAGGUGGGCUCAAACUCUUGAUUUCAUUUCAGCGAUUUCUUAAUCUACUGGCGCUGAAGACUUUCACUUAGUCCCAUGCAACCUAAGAGCCCAUAAAUUGUUUGGAUCAAUCAGUCGUGAUAUUUAGUAAAUUCGGAAAUGAUCUAUGUUCUUCUGAGUCUUAAACUAUUUGAGAGACACAGCAGUUCUCCCAAGACACCCUCAGGGAAUUUCUGGGGCUCAUUCUCCCCAAGCGUGGCUCUUUUCCAGGGCAUCCCACUUGUAGAUUUUUUGUCCUGGGAUGGAGUGGGGGUGUGCCUCAUGUUGGGGGUGGGGGGUGGGGUCUCAUUAUGUAGCCCUGGCUGGCCAGGAACUCAGAGAUCACUUGCCUGUUCCCACCUUCUUGUUAGAAAUACACACUGUAUGCCCAAGCACUCAUCAAUCCUAUCUCUAAGAAGCCUUUGGAAUCUGUUCGUUUGUCUCAGAUUCCUGGGAAACUUCCUGAUGUCCAUUUUCUACCUCUGCUUUCACAAACCUAAAUAUCUUACUUUCUAAGCCGGGCGGUGGUGGCACAUGCCUUUAAUCCCAGCACUUGGGAGGCAGAGGCAGACAGAUUUCUGAGUUUGAGGCCAGCCUGGUCUACAGAGUGAGUUCCAGGACAGCCAGGGCUACACAGAGAAACCCUGUCUCGAAAAACCAAAAAACAAACAAACAAAAAUCUUAUUUUCUACCUUGGAUCUUCAGUAGGCUUUUCAUGCUUUUGGAAUAAAAGCCUAAAUUCAAAAAGGCUGGCAUAAAUCAGGCUCUGUCUUCCUUGCCCAUGGCCUCCACAUAGAUAGUCGUCCUUGUCCUGUAUCAUGUCCUUCUAUUUUGCACCUUGAUUAUCCUAAUUAUUCAGUUUUUUUUUCUUUGUCUUUUUUGGCCCCACCUCAGCAGUAUGCAUUUUUUUUUCUGCGUUCUUAUCAUUUUAAAACUAUGUAGACUGGGUGAAAAUGGCUGGCUGCUAGAUUGUAAGCUCAUGAGGGGCAGAAACCUCAUUCAUUUAUGUAUUCUCAUUGCUGAGCACAUAGCUGCUGCUUAAUAAAUAUGACUGAAUGAACUCA